AUGGGUCCUUGCAUAUCUCAACAUCCAGUCUCAACUGAAAUUGAUAAACGAGGAAGUGUAUGCUUAGAAGAAGGUUAACUUCAGGAAAAGGAUAAGCCGCAAGAAGUUUAAGCAGAAGCAUAACCAUUAUCAUCUUAUGAUGAAUAGAAUGUUAUUAAAAUUUAAUCAGGAUUUAGAGGAAUGAAAGCAAGAAAGGAAGUAAGAUCCAAUACCAAUAUCUAGGCUGGGCAAGAAAAAGAGUAAUUGGAAAAUACAAAACCAAAAAAUGAUAAUAUUAAGCCUUAUAAUGGAACUGUAGAAUCCUGCAAUGAUUUCAUAAAAGAGAAAUAACUUGUACAUGGAGAAUAUAAUUACAAUACAAUUUAUGAUGAAUAAUUCUUAAAAUCAAGAUUUUUAACUCCUUAUGUAAAAAAUUAGUUUAUUUCAGCUAUUAGAAGAUGGUUCAAUUUAUGAGGGAUAAUGGAUGAAUGGAUUGAGGGAAGGCAGAGGAAAAUUGAUUUAUCCUGAUGGUUCUAUUUAUGAAGGCUACUUUUUAUAAGACUAUUAACAUCUUCAUGGAAGAUUAAUUAUGGCAUCAGGAGAUUUUUAUGUAUAGAAUGAUAUUUAGUAAAUAGUAAGGGGAUUUUAAGUAUGGCUAAAUAGAAGGCAAUGGGACAUAUAAAUAUGCUGAUGGUACAAAAUAUGAAGGUGAGUUCAAAAAUAAUAGGCAAAAUGGUUUUGGCAAAGAAACAUGGCCUGAUGGAACAAAGUAUGAAGGAAGUUAUGAUAAUGGAGUUAAAUAUGGAACAGGCCGAUUUUAAUGGACAGAUGGAUCGAUUUAUGAAGGCAGUAUAGUAAAUGAUUAAAUGGAAGGUAUCAAUUUAUAUUCAUUAAUUUUAGGAUAUGGAACCUUUGUAUGGGCUGAUAAGAGGAAAUAUAAUGGUAAUUGGAAAAAUAGUAUGAUGAAUGGUCAAGGGGAAUUAUUUUAUCCUGAUGGUAGAUAUUACAAAGGUAGAAUAAAACUGGAUAUUAUUUUAGGUUAAUUUCAAAAUGAUCUUAGAAAUGGGGAUGGGACAUUCUUUUAUAAUGAUGGAACAAGUUAUUUUGGACCAUGGAAAAAUGAUAAAUAACACGGAAAAGGAACUAGAAAAUAAAAAGGAGGUCAGGAUGAAGAGUAAGAAUGGAAUAAUGGAUCUAGACUAAUUUGA
Paramecium pentaurelia is the source of this 1187-nucleotide messenger RNA. The record is from the annotation of a GenBank genome assembly. NCBI's taxonomy places the organism in Eukaryota, Ciliophora, Oligohymenophorea, Peniculida, Parameciidae.